AUGUCAACUUGUGUAAUGAGCAACAGUACUCCAUUCAGUUCUACCGCUCAAGAACGUACUAUUGAGUUCCAAGAUAAUUUUUUCAACACUACUCUAUCCGACGACCUCUUUGACUCUUCUUUCUCAUUCAUGAACCCAGAUUCGAGCAAUAUGGAAUACUAUAUUGCCAGUCCGGAUGGUCGAAGGUCCCCUGAACCUCCCACCACCGAACAACAACAUAUCAAUCAUGAGGAUCAACCUCAAGGUCGUGAUGAGAAUAUGGGAGGUAACGAUAUAAAUAACCAUCAAAUCGAAAAUCGUCACUUCUCAUUAUCACCUUUGACAAUGACCGAUCCUCAUGCCAUCUUCUCUCAACCACAGGCCAACACCGAGAUCACCUCUGGCUCAUAUCCUUAUCCACCAUACGCCAUGACCUACGAAUCGAUAUCAGCACCUAGCACAAGCCACGGUUCCACCAAUGUCGCCCAUCAUCCUACCUUCUUCCACCCAUAUAGAUCAAGUGCUACCGGAGACUUCGCCAGAAAUCCUCGUUCUCCUCCACGAUCGCCAGCUCUCUCCUCAUCACCUCAUGGCUCCUCAGUCUCCCAUCGACUCUCUUUCGGAGCGCCGACUUCCGUCAGUCCAUCAUUGGUCAGCCCACAUAGCAUCGUAGGAUCUCAAUUAUCGGAUAACUCACCAAGUCAUCCAUACAUGUAUCAACUCCCUUUGACAUACGGUACACCCUUGACUAGCGUAUCAAAUCUCGCCAAUGUCUCACCAUCGGGUCCGGGAUUAUCGAUGGUAGCUGGCUUCCCUGUACCUACUCAACUUCAUCCCCAACAGACCAGUCCUCCAUCGAAAGGUAGACCCAUCACCCGUCCUAGACAGGCUCGAACGAAUAAUAAGAAAAUCAUCAAACAGGAGGAAGAUGAGAUAAGCGACGUAGAAGAGGAAGGUAAUACUGGAGGUAGUGGUGGUCUAGGGCUUUCGGCUGGUGCCAAUAACAACGAGGACAGAGUACCAGUCUCAUCCAAGCGGGAGGAUGUUCGAAAAGCCCGUAUCGAAAGCGAGCAGCGUCGACGUGAUGAACUUCGAGAAGGUUUCAAAAGACUCAAAGAAGCUUUGCCACCUUCCAAUCAAAGAGCUUCCAAAGUCAGCCUACUUGAUCGAUCCGUCGCGCAUAUUCAAUCGAUCGAAGCUGCCAACAGAUACUUACUGGGUCAACUCGAAGAUGCCAAUAGAGAAUGUACCAAGCUUCGAGAAAUUCUUCACAAUGACAUCGUCUUGAGACAGCGAACUGCUUCCAAUAGCCCUGGAUCCGGUUCUCAAGGCAACAGACCCCAAUAA
Kwoniella mangroviensis CBS 8507 is the source of this 1326-nucleotide messenger RNA. RefSeq lists its product as uncharacterized. The record is from RefSeq and is a predicted model, not a curated record. The transcript is spliced from 8 exons. Gene Ontology annotation, molecular function: protein dimerization activity. Lineage: Eukaryota; Fungi; Basidiomycota; Tremellomycetes; Tremellales; Cryptococcaceae. Bases 1 to 1326 code for a protein of 441 amino acids.